Molecule: messenger RNA, 3265 nt
Organism: Asterias rubens (European starfish)
Lineage: Eukaryota; Metazoa; Echinodermata; Asteroidea; Forcipulatida; Asteriidae
Product: RIB43A-like with coiled-coils protein 2
Exons: 5
Coding region: 199-1338 (379 amino acids)
Source: RefSeq, a predicted model, not a curated record
ACUGCAUAAAGUUCAGCACGGUGUGAUUUUUUCGAUCAUUUCAUUACACACCCUGAGACAGACGACAGUCACAGUGUAACGCAAUCCGUCCUGGACCUGGAUAUACAGUUUUUCGCUAAAGAUCCGUCCAACCUUAUUUUAAAGUAUAAAUGAAAUUAUCCUGUUUUUAGGGAGUUUGACUACGACACUCCAAUCAAGAUGUAUAAGCUUGAUUUACCAAUUGAUUUGAAGGAGGCGGCCGCCAUUGAGCGGCGAAGAAACAUGGAGUUGGAACGGCAAAACAGAAUUUUCAACGCGAAAGUCCGCACGAUUGGGGUAGAUGUUCAAGCCGUAAAAGAACAAGUUCAUGACAGAAAACUACAGGAGGAAAGAGAGAAUCACAGACAUGAAGCUUUUGCAAAUGAUAUGAUUCGCAAUGACAAAAUCGCAGAGUUACUUACUCGUCGGAAAGAGCAAGAUGUGCGAAAUCUCAACAAAGCUCUCAAUGAGUUCCGCUCUCUAAAUCAACAGCCAGACGCAAGACGUGAGUGGGAUCUUAAUGACCCAGAAGCUAGAAAGAAGGACAAGCCCGCAAGAGUAUCAGACGAUGACCCCCGCUGUGGCAUCUCAGGUGUCCAGAAAUUUGAUGGGGAAGAUCUCAACUCUAAAGCCCGCAAGAAGCUGAUGGAGGAGCAGAUGAGGGAGUGGACAAGGAGGCAGGCGGAGGAAAAGAGACUCCAAGAGGCAAGACAGAAAGAGGCAGACAGACUUUACGAUCUUCAUCGCAGAGAGGCUGAUGAGAGGGCCAUGGAGCUUGCCAAGGCCGAGGAGGAAUGCAGACGAGCCAUCAAUGAGUCCAUGAAAGAUUACAACAAUUCACUGUCUGCUGAACAGGCUGAGAAAGCACGCCUUGCCAAACAACAGGAACUUGACGACAACUUCACCGAGAUCAUCAACCAUGUCAAUGGGGACGUACUCACUGAGAAUCCUGAUGUGGCCGAGAGUGCCUUUGGUCCCCACCGUGUGAUCACCGACCGCUGGAAGGGAAUGUCCCCCGAGCAACUGGAAGAGAUCCGUCGCAUCCAAGAGUUGCAACGACAGGAGAAGAAGCGCAUCCAGGAGGAUGAGGCAGAGAGAGAUAAGGAAUGGGAGAGACAGAGGCUGUUUGAUGCAAGGAACAGCUUGCUUAUGGAGAGAGAGCAAGACAGAAUCAAGAAAGGACUUGAGAAGGAACAGGUGGAAUCCAACAUCAGGCUAGGCUCAGAACAAAAAUCAAACCUGGACUAUAUGGAUAAAGAAGUGUACACCAAUAGACCAACAGCAGCAUACUUCCAACAGUGGAACACCACAAGUCGGUAGAUCCCAUCAACAGAAAGCUAAAUGUAGAUAUUUCAACAAAUUCUUGCUUUAUGAUGGUUUGCAUUUAACAAAAGAAGUACAUGCAUUCAAUUCCUGUUUUAAUUUUCUAAAGUACGUAAUGAUUCCUUCGUGAUGAAUACAAAACAAAUUUCACCACCACUUGGGUUGAAGAAGAGGUUAAGCAAUUUCCCCAUAACUGGUAUUAGUUUAGACAAAUGUAUGUUUAUUUUCGGUAAACAAUUUUUGAUACAGAAAAGCAAAAUUUGCUGAUGCACUUUCUCAGGAUGUUUACGCCCAUCAGUAAGGGCUUAAUUGCGCAGCAGAAUCGGUCCACACUUGUGCAAUGUUUCAAUGUUCCAUUUACGGUAAAAUUUUAACAUUGCAUUGAUACUACCUUGGCUUGACUUAACAAAACACACUUUGCUUAGCAUCUAAGGUUCAUUUACAUCUUAAUCACUCGGCCUAGGAUUCUUGGAAGUUUUCCAUGCUCGGUGACAGGAUUAAUUCUUUUCCCCGGAACUUGCAUAUUAAUUUGAAGGUGAGAUGCGCUCAACAUAAACUGCAUUACCCUUGGCCAUAAGCCAAGACCGAUAGAUGGCCGAUAUCAUGCUAAAUACAACGAUUAGUAAUGUCGGCAGCUAUAAUUCUUUUUUUUCUACAACAAAAGGACCUAGGUCUGGAAUGGAGGAUUACACAAUAACCCUAUGAAAAAGGGAGAAAAGUACUAAGAUAAUUAUAAAAGUACUAAACACUUCAUCUGGGGGCCAAUUUCUUAGAGCUGCUCAUUAAUGGCUGAAGUUGUGCUUACCAUGUGAGUUUCCAUUUCAUAGCGCUACUAACCAUAAGUGCAUGAAAAUGGAAUGCAUGCUCACCGCCAAGUGUUAAGCAGUGCUAUGAAAUUGGCCCCUGAUUGUAAGUGGUUAGGAUCAAUAAUUUUAUUAACUUUGUGAAACUGAGCCAUGUUCUAGCUUUUUAUCUCUUUUUUUAUGUGGCCAUUUAGCAAGGUCAUUUUCAUAGUAAUUUUGUUCAAGGGCAGUCUUGUCAACUAUGUUUGAAAAUGAGCAACAUAAAAUAUUCAAAGCUGUAUUUAUAAAUGAAGAAAGUGAUACAAGUUAUGCUUCCAGACGCUUCAGAUUCAGAUUCACUGAAGUUGUAUUCUUUCAUAUUUUCUGACAAUUGAUCCGUCCAUUUUACUUUAUAUUAUUAUUUACCACUGUAUGAUUUAACUUUAUGUAAAUACAUUUAAAUACAAAAAAACUUAUACAAAUGACUCAAAGUACUUUUAUUUGUGUACAUGUGAUGUUAUUUUAACAUUUAAAUAUAGUAACAAAAUCACCAAAACACAUUGUUGAAUUGAAUUUUUUCAAUCAAUAUGAACAGUACAUUAUUGCACUUACAAAUUGAAUUGUAAUUGGUCAUGUUUGGGCAGAUAACUAUGAUGCAACACCCAGCACACAGUCGCACUUUGCUACCUCUUCAUGGUCUACCAUUUUGGGAGUCAAAUUACUUGUACUCAACCCUUUUGAGGUUCUCACUCUACAGUUGUUUCAGUCUCCUGAAAACAAACUAAAGCACAUGAGUUGAAAGGUUGAGAAUAAGCCAGUCCAAUCUUAGAGCCAGCGUUUAUUAAAUUCUGUAUCCUUGAGGGCAAGUCACACUGCAGCGAUAACGAAAAACGAUAACGAUCAAGUUAGCAUGGCUCGCCCUCGAUUGGUGGAAUAAGCGAGCGCGGAACAAUUCUAGUAAGAUAAUGCGUUCUCUUUGCGUCAUGAUCGUUAUCAUUUUCGUUAUCGCUGCAGUGUGACUGGCCCUUUAGUCCCCAAAUGAUGGCAUUACAUGCCUUGAGAUAUGCAGGCAUGUGAGACUUCCUCUUUUCAACUGAUUUCCUCUUUUUUUUGGUUUUGAUUUUCCUCUUUUUUUACUUUAC